AUGUUCAAUCACUCAGUCGUUAUCUUCGAUAAUGGAGCGCACACCAUAAAAUGCGGACUAUCCAAUAAUGACGAAGAGCCUCGAAUGGUCCCAAACUCGGUUGUUCGACUCAAACACGAAAGAAAUAAACAAUUUGUCGGAUCCGAGUUUAAUGAGUCUCUGGACUACUCAAUUGUACACUACCGGCUACCGUUCGAGAGGGGGUACCUCACAGAUUGGGAUGUGGAGAAAGCUAUCGACCCACGCGAACAUAACUUCCUCGUGACCGAGCCCCCAUUCAAUAUGCACACUAUCCAAGAAACGUACGACCAGAUGAUAUUUGAGGAAUGGGAGUUUCGGAGCUACUAUAGAUGCCCUUCUGCGAUCCUCUGCCCAUACGGUGACAUUUUCAACCCAGGCCCACAACCCGAAUGCGCCAUCAUAGUCGACUCAGGAUUCUCUUUCACACAUGUCAUCCCCGUCACAAAUGACAAUUCUGGCCUCCCUGCUUCGAUUCAGUGGCCUUCCGUGAGGCGCCUCGACGUUGGGGGAAAGCUUCUCACGAAUCACUUGAAAGAACUCGUCUCCUUUCGACACUGGGAUAUGACAGAAUCCACUUACAUUAUUAAUCAAGUCAAAGAGUCGUGUUGUUUCGUGAGUAAGAAUUGGUCACAAGAUUUAGAGAUUUGUCGGGCGAAAAUAAACCCAACAACUCGAUCAUAUGUUCUCCCCAAUUUUGGCACCGAACCUCCCAAACCCGGAUAUAUCACAACAUUGCCUCAAGAAGGCGAUACGAUUCUCCCUAUGAACAACGAACGAUUCAGUAUCCCUGAAAUCCUCUUUUCUCCAUCACAUGUCGGCCUUUCUCAAACAGGACUGCCCGGUAUCAUAGCUCACUCGAUCAAUUCCUUACCCGAAGAUCAAAGAGGUGUUGCGUGGGGGAAUAUAGGGCUCGUAGGAGGAAACACACUCUUUGAUGGGUUUGAGCAAAGACUAUUCGAAGAAUUAAGAACAUUAGCGCCCGAUGAAUACGAAAUCUGCCUUUAUCGGGCUAGAAACUUCCACUCUGCGCGUACUCUCGCUCGUUCUCCCAUCUUCCCGUCGCUAUGCGUAACCAGAGAAGAAUAUCUGGAAGGGGGAGCAAACGCUUGUCGAAGAAGGUUUGCACCUGUUAACUGGUUGGCCACAAAGGAGAAAGACGUCGGUGGGACUAGGAAAGAACAGGAGAGUGGGGCGAGAAAAGAAACUGCUGGAAGAGGGAGGGGCAGAAGAAGAAAAACUGUGACCACCAGUGAGGAGGUUGCUCCUGCAUUUGAAGCUAUGGAUGUGGAUCCUAAGUCUUAA
Molecule: messenger RNA, 1323 nt
Organism: Rhizoctonia solani
Lineage: Eukaryota; Fungi; Basidiomycota; Agaricomycetes; Cantharellales; Ceratobasidiaceae
Product: actin
Exons: 8
Coding region: 1-1323 (440 amino acids)
Cellular component (GO): Swr1 complex
Molecular function (GO): nucleosome binding
Source: RefSeq, a predicted model, not a curated record